Messenger RNA from Mesorhabditis spiculigera, 1335 nucleotides. Lineage: Eukaryota; Metazoa; Nematoda; Chromadorea; Rhabditida; Rhabditidae. The record is from the annotation of a GenBank genome assembly.
AUGUGUAACGAUAAGACAGCCCAACUAAUCGGACCAUGCCGCCCAGUAUGCGAAGCCGUUCGUGGCAGCUGCCUCCAAUACCUCCGCGAUUUCGGCUUCGACUGGCCCCCAAAUAUGAACUGCUCGCUGUUGCCGAAAGUUAACAACGCGGAAACGAUGUGCAUGCCGGGGCCGGGCACCCAAUGGGCAUCUACCGAACCCCCGGAGGAGGAGACCCAGAAACCGACCCAGCCCGUUCCCCUGACCAUCCCCGGCUCGUCGAACGAAUGCUCCCCCGGCCAUUUCUACUUCAACCGCACCGGCGUCUGCGUGCCGCUCUGCAACCUCAACCACGGUCUCGCCCAGACGGAUCGCCACUCGGCAACGACUUACCUGGCGGCGUUGUGCGGCUUGUCGGUGUUGUUCACGUUCUCAUCGAUCCUGUUCUUCCUCUUCCGCCCGCACGUCUUGCCCACGUUCCCGGAGAAGAGCCUCCUCUGGAGCGCCACUGCCUUCAUGUUCUCGUCGAUCAUCUACGUGUUCAGCAUGUUGUACAGGGAGGAGGUAUCUUGUACGCUCUACGCCGGUCAGGUGCUGUCCGUCGUCUCGGCGUUGCCCCACGUACCGUGUACGGCCGUGGCGGCUGCGUUGUUUUACCUAGGAACAGCCGGUCGUCUCUGGUGGUUCGUGAUGUGCCUCGCCUGGAAAGAACACACCCUCCAGACUGCCAGUAUUGAUAAAUACCGUCGUCAAGUGGUCCUCGUCACGUGGGCCCUCCCUUUAGCCGUGGUCAUGUUGGCCCUAAUGGCCCGAAGUAUCCAAGCGGAUCCGCUGGCCGGGGUUUGCCUCGUCGGGGCGGCUAGCCAGGUCCUGGAGGGAGUCUUUCCGGUUUUCCGGGAAUGCGUCCUGUUCCUGGUGGUCUUCGUUCCACUUUGUGCCGGUUGCUGCUCCUUGGUCGGAUCUGCCACUCCGGCUCCACAUUCUAAUGCUCAGCCGCAGCCAUCGCAUCUUGGGCUUUUUGGGUGCAUCUAUUUGGUUGCGGCGUUUUUCUAUGUUUUCGCCUUCCUCCACGACAUCCUCCAACCAGCCAUGGGUUGGACCCGAUCGUGGAAUGUCGUUUCCGCCAUUAAGCUCCUCCUCGACCCGUUCCUCGGCGCCGUGGCCGGUCUGUGCUGCCUCGUACUGAUCAUCUCCAACCAGUACCGCGCCAACAAGGCCCCAUCCGGCUACAAGCACGGCUACCAACCGGCCCUGCUCCCACAAUGCUUGCCCCCGAAUCGGCCUCAACCGGAAGUGCCGAGGCCGGUGUCUUCUAACUACACUUCCACCUACGCCGCCACCCCUCGAUUUGCUUGU